This is a messenger RNA of Hemibagrus wyckioides, 2707 nucleotides long. RefSeq lists its product as uncharacterized. The coding region runs from base 54 to 617 and encodes 187 amino acids. The transcript is spliced from 8 exons. Lineage: Eukaryota; Metazoa; Chordata; Actinopteri; Siluriformes; Bagridae. The record is from RefSeq and is a predicted model, not a curated record.
AAAAAACCCCUGCCGUCUAGCGAGAGUUGGUGUUGGCUUUGUGAGAAAAAAACAUGGACCGACUGCCCUUACACUUCGUUCUGCUCCAGCUCUGUCUCCCUAUGCUCAUGAGAUUCUGCCUCGCAGCAUUUCAUCCGCAGUGCGGAGCCGAGCAGCUCCAAAUGAUGGCUGAUACUGUCAAAAACACUUACAGAAUCAUCACAGUACCAUGGAUACGCCGGCGGACUGCAGGCAUCCUGCGCAUGGUCAUCUGCAUGUCCUUCCUAUGGUUCCACAAAGUCAAUCCCAGUGAUUGUUUUACUGCUACAUCGAAUUCAGCUGCCACUACGUUUGAUCUACACGAAAAUCUAACGACUAGCACUGAUUAUGUCUGGCUUGUUAAUAACACUGUUGUGGCAAGGGAAGAUCAACAUCACCCAAUGGUUCUCAGUAGCAGUCCUCGUAGCAUCACUUUCAAAACCUGCUAUGUCAAUGUUUCAUACAGAAAUGUCUUUAAUGGGAAAGUAAUCAACUGUCCACCAUGCACCAACAAGACAUCAUCAGAGUCAGCCUCCAGGAUCACUGGAAAGAUUAAUGCCAUUAUACUAAUUUUCUAUUAUAGCUUGGUAUUUAUGUAGUAAAAAAAAAAUGACAGAGACUGUGUUACUGUCAUUACUUUCUGAAUAAUUAAAAAGCUUUUUAAAAUGACACAGCUCUUUUCUUUGUCUUUAGGUUAUGGCCAGACUGUAACAGUUACUCAGUUACUCAUAGUUUCCCAAAACAUUUAUUCUGAAACAAACCACUGCUAUCUCACUCAUUAGAAGGUUCUUCAACACGAAUCCUGCUGUAACAGCAUUCAGCUCUUGUCAUGUCAUGCCACAGCAUUUCAGUUAGGCUAAGGUCAGGAAUUAGGAAAAUGACUGAGCCAUUUUAAAACAGAAAAUCUCUUCUUACUGAGUCAUUCUUUUUCUUUUUUUUUUCUGGUCACUUGCAUAGUAAUUACAGUAAUGACAGUGUAAGCAUUUCCAGCAAUCAGAAAUCAAAUGCUUUUGAUUUACUUGUUCCAACCAUGAUUCUUAACUGGAGGUUUUGGUCUACUAGAAUCUACUUUUGUGUACUAGAUUAGAAACACUGUGGAUUUUCAUGGUUUAUGUGCCGUAACAGAUAUUCAGUUACUCAUGUAGCUUCCCAAAACAUUUAUUAUGAAACAAAACAAACCACAUUGCUAACUCACUCAUUAGAAUGUUUUUUAACACGAAUCCUGUUUUAACUAUCAUAGUACAUAAACCUGUUUGUAAAUUAAUGAGUAACUUAACCCAUUCAUUUUUUAUUAAGUGACUCCACAAAACCUCUAAAGGUGUGUGUUGCAAUCUGCCACCAAGAUGUUAAAUGCAGAGCCUUUGUUUCAUUUAAUUGUGAGGUAGAGCGUACAUGGAUCAGACUAGUUUGUCCAGCACAUCCCACAGAUGCUUGAUCAGAGGCCAAGUCAACAUCCUGAACUCUUUCCAAGAGUGCAUCAUGUUUUUUUAACAAGAACUCUAGCCCCAUUAAAUUACUUCACAGUGCUUUUGUAAGACUACUAACAGUGUGUAGAGAACUCUUUAAAACUCAAAACUACCUCUUAUGAUUUAUUUAUAAAGCAGUUCAGGUACCAGCAUGAUUCAGAUAGAUCAUCUACCUAAAGCUAAGAUGUCACUGUGCAAUGUUAGUAUAUCUUUAUCUAUAUGUGUGUCAAUACAUUAAAUAUUAUUUACUGUCUUUCACUUAUACCUAUAAUAAAAACAAGAAAGAGUAACCCUCAAGUAAACAACAGGGGUUAGAUCAGACCAGGAGUGUCAUUUUCCAAAGAGUCUAUAAAAAAGCGUUUGAGUUUGGUACAGUGAAGUUCUUUUGCACAAACUUAUAAUUUUAGUAGUAGACAUUCACAGGGGUAAUUUAUUUAAUUUAUCUACUGCCAUGUCUAUAGGGAGAAACCAGAGAAAUUGUAGUUAAGCCACAUGAACAUGGGGAGAACAUGCAUAGAAAGUGGACACAGAAAAUAAAACAAACUCAAACCAGAGACUGUGGAGCUGUGAGGCAGCAACAGUUUCUCACUGCAACAGUGAUGUAGGAUUACUGAGUUUGUAAAAUAUUUUGCAUAUUAUCUAAUAGUAUACACAGUUGUAGUAGUUGUAGUGAAUUUAGUAUACUAUUGCAAACAGUUUAAUAUAUUUUGUAGUUUAGAACUGUACUAUUUUUAAUACUAUUUUUCAUACAAAAGAUUACUGCAGUUAAUUAAAUCAUAGUGCUGUUAUUUUUGCAAAUAAAAUAUUAAUUUUAUAUAUUGAUAUAAAGAGUGUAUCUUCAGUGUCUUUGCCUCAUAGGUAAUUAUAAGGCUAGAAAAAAUGUAACUGCUGCUAUGAUCAACUACUGCUAUUGGAUGUGUAAAUAUGUUUACAAGAAUUAUUUUGUUUGCACAAUGGUCCACACAGAUUGUAUACAGAUCAGUGCUAUUAAUAUAUCUGUCCUGUAGUGUAGGGUUGUCUGUCUGCACUUUCUCUUAUCUUUCACUGUCUUUUGUCUUGCACAGACUGCCCUAGGUUGCACACUAUGCACUGUAUGGGGCUAGGCUUAUUUUUUAUUCCUAGUUCCUAGUUCAAGAGCAAUUGGCUAAGCCAUUAUUUAUCAAUCUUUUAACAAAGUUCUAAGUGUUAGAAUAACCCCCAAAAAAUAAAAGAAACUCAGAAGA